Molecule: messenger RNA, 2735 nt
Organism: Gadus chalcogrammus (walleye pollock)
Lineage: Eukaryota; Metazoa; Chordata; Actinopteri; Gadiformes; Gadidae
Product: interleukin-17 receptor A
Exons: 11
Coding region: 985-2151 (388 amino acids)
Molecular function (GO): interleukin-17 receptor activity
Source: RefSeq, a predicted model, not a curated record
AAGGAAUCCAUAGGAACCGUCACCGUUAGACCAUUACAUUGGGCUGCAUAAAAAAUGUCUAACUUAGAGUGGGGUAAUCUAUUGCGAUGUAGGCUAUUUUAUAGUACAGGUAAUUUGGCAACUAGUGCCCCCUAGUGAUUGUUAGAACGCAUUGCAUGUCCGCAACAUAGGGUCUUCAGUUUGCGCUGAACACUGGUGGAAUAAGUGCCGCAGUUCUUAAACCUGAAGCAACGUAUUGGAAAUAAUUUGAGCGGUAACCCACAACACAACUUCCUUCCUGUAGCCUAAUUUUGGAUGCUAAGGUCUGAUAACAUGUGACGUCUAACUUGAGGCAGUUCCUGGACCUUUUGGUUACACUGUCAUGUGUAACCUACUUCCUGCCGGAGUUUUGGUUCAGACAUCUUACAGCAUGGUCCAUGUUUUUGUGAAAAUGUGUUUCUAUUACAUGUGGUUUUCUGUGUCUUCUGCUCUCUCGAUUCUCAAUGACCAUUUGGACUGCAAUCAAGAGGGAAUCAAAUGCGGUUCGAAAAUAGUGAACUGUUCAGACGAACAGGAGCGGGUUCCCAGGUACCUGACCUACACCGGCCCUGUAUGGGCCCUGGAGAAUGUGGGAGUCGCUGAGGAUGAGAAUGGACUCCUACCUGUUAUCAAUGUCUCCUGGAGUUUACAGGCAAAUGGAGGGAUAUUUUCCAUACAGGGAAUGAAGGCGCACCUUUUGGAAGAAAACACCACCCAGACUUUAUGUGUGUGGUACAAUUUCACGAUCCCCUCACAGUUGAAUCCACGGCUGGGCAAGUGGACCUUUUCAUUGGAUGGUGUUGUUGUGGACCCAGGACAUACCUAUUCAAUAUCAGUGUUUAAUUUACCUGAGCCUGACCAGGGACAUUACAGGAUAAAAAACAGAUUACUGUUCCACGAUGUGACGACUGGAGAAUCCAGCAAGCCCAACUCUGUUUGGAGAACGGCAGCACGUGGGAUCCUCAGAUGACGGUGUCGGUCUCUUGGGAGGCCGGCUCCCUGGCUGCCACCGUGUGUUUCAAUACAUCCCAGUUCUCUGAUGGCUACACAGUGGCCGUCCAGAGCGCAGUGUACCAGGACUCAAAGAAUGUAUCCAAGGGGAAGAGCACUUGGCUGAACGUGACCUUUGAGAUGGAUAUAAGAAAUCACAUUCAGAUCGGUCCAAAAUGUGAACUUUUGUUUGUGGUACGGCCAUUUUUUCCUGGAUGCAAAAACAAAUGUUUGUCUGCUCAGAAGAAAUGGGAAAAUUGCCCAUAUGACUCCAAACAACCAUGGGCCCUACUUAUAUUCGCAACGCUAGCACUGAGUAUCAUCGCUGGCUGUAUUUCCUAUUCCCAUUGGAAGUCAUCUCAUAAAGAUUCCAGUGCGCCAUCUCCCCCUGACCCCACCCCUGACGCAGCGGAGGUGGCCAAGAGGAAGACGGUCCUCCUGAUCUACUCCCCGGACCACCCCCUGUACACCGUGGUGGUCCUCAAGCUCUGCUCCUUCCUCAUGGCCCAGUGCGGCACCGACGUGGUCCUGGACCUGCUGGACCUGACCCGGCUGGGCCAGCUGGGCGGCCUCCGCUGGCUGGACUGGCACCGGGAACGCAUCGAGCGCUCCCCCUCGGACAAGAUCCUGAUCCUGUGCUCCCCGGGGGUGCAGGCCAAGUGGAGGGCCAUGUGCGGGGCCAAGCCCGUGGUCCUGAGGGAGGACCUGCGCUCCCCGGUGGGGGACAUGCUCAGCCCGGCGCUGGGCCUCAUUGUCCCCGGUCUGGUGCGCUCGGGCUCCCUCCGGAGGUACAUCGUGGCCUACUUCGCCGACGUGUGCUCAGAGGAGGACAUCCCGGCGCCGUUCAACGUGGCGUUGCGCUACAAGCUGAUGGAGCAGUUCGAGGAGGUGCUGCUGCGCAUCCUGGAGGUGGAGAAGCAGCAGCCGGGCAGGGUGAACCGGGUCCAGGGUGUGGGCCAGCACGAGUACUCCCUCUGCCCCUCGGGCGAGGCCCUGAGGGGGGCCGUCGAGGCCUUCAGGGCGCAUCAGCAGAAGAACCCCCGCUGGUUUCAGGACGAGCUGGUGCAGGACGAGGCGGAGGGGGAUGUUGGAUCGGACGCCGGACGCACACUGGAGACACGCACACUGGACAUACACGCUUGACCCACAAUGGAUGCACGCACACCGGACACACACUCGGGACGUACACUCGACAUAUGAUAGACACACACACCCACUGGACACACACACACUGGACACACACACACACACUGAAUGGACACCCACAUACAGGGCACACAUGCUAGACACACACUUGAUACACACUUGACAUCACAUCAGUACAUACACUGACCGGCAGAAUAUCUUAUUCUGUAAUGCCCAUAGAUGGACCAACAGCAUAUUGUGUACUGUAGUCCUCCUUUCCCCCCUGUUCUUAUAUAACCGGUGAAUCUUCCCCUUUAUGCUUUGAUGACAUAUAUGUGUCUUGUAUCUCUGCCCGUGAUCAUGCUUUUUUUGAACAUCAACUGGAUCUUGAGCACCAAUGUUCAAAAGACAGAUAGAAGUAUAAAUACAAAUGAACGUAAAGGUAUGCUUAGCAUUUAAAGUUGUGUUUGCAGUUUCUUGUUCAAAAACAUAAUAGACAUCAACAUGUUUAGCGAUUAAGCAUCAUUAUAUGCAAUAAUAAAUGUGGUAUUAUAAUAACUUAUAGCAAUAAUAAAACCUUCUUUUUUUUUUCAUCUCAUCAU